Messenger RNA from Linum tenue, 1244 nucleotides. Lineage: Eukaryota; Viridiplantae; Streptophyta; Magnoliopsida; Malpighiales; Linaceae. The record is from the annotation of a GenBank genome assembly.
GUGACAGAGGGGAAACUGAGCGGCGGGGUGAAUCCAUUGGGAGUGAAAUUCUACAACCGGCUGAUCGACGACCUCCUGGCCAACGGUAUCAAGCCCUUCGUCACCUUGUUCCAUUGGGACCUCCCACAGGCGCUCGAUGAUCAGUACUCCGGUUUCCUCAGCUCCAACGUUGUGGACGACUUCCGUGACUACGCCGACCUGUGCUUCAAGCUAUUCGGCGACAGGGUGAAGAAAUGGUGCACCCUCAACGAGCCCUACUCCUACAGCGUCAACGGCUACAACGGCGGGAGCUUCGCGCCGGGCCACUGCUCGCGCUACAUGGGCAACUGCACGGUCGGCAACUCGGCCACCGAGCCCUACAUCGCGGCCCACAACUUGCUCCUCUCCCACGCGGCCGCGGUCCAGCUCUACAAGUCCAAGUACCAGUCGGCCCAAAAGGGGGAAAUCGGAAUCACGCUAGUCACCCACUGGUUCGUGCCCAAAUCUCCCAAAUCUGCGGCCGACUGGGAGGCCGCGGAGAGGGCGCUCGACUUCUUCUUCGGAUGGUAUGCCCAUCCUAUUACUUAUGGCGACUAUCCGACCAGCAUGAAGAGGCUGGUCGGGAAAAGACGGCCCCGGUUUACCUCGGAGCAGUCUCGCAUGCUGCGAGGGUCGUUGGAUUUUAUGGGAGUCAAUUACUAUACUACCAAUUACGCUGCCCAUAAUCCGGUCCUUCAAGGGGUCAACGCCAGCUACUCUUCCGAUUCUCAAAUCAUAUUCACAACCCACUUGCAUGUAGAUUCCAAGGCUGGGGUUCCUAUUGGUACACCGACAGGUCUGAAUUGGCUGUUCAUCUACCCUAAGGGAAUUUACUGGCUAGUGCGGUAUGUAAAAGAGAAGUACAAGAAUCCCCCAAUCUACAUCACUGAAAAUGGUCUGGCCGAUGCUACUAACGACACGUUGCCUCGGAGUGUGUUCAUCAAAGAUGGGAUGAGGAUCAAGUACCUCCAUCUACACCUGCAGAACCUUCUCCUAGCUAUCAAAGACGGAGUGAACGUGAAAGGGUACUACUCGUGGUCUUUGUUCGACGACUUCGAGUGGGACGCGGGUUAUCAGGUGCGGUUCGGGAUGAUAUACAUUGAUUUCAAGAACAAUCUCAAGAGGUACCUCAAGUACUCGGCUUAUUGGUACAAGAUGUUCCUGUUGCACUGAUCAUCAACGGCACCAUUGGUACCAUUUAUAAGGAUGUGUUUGUACUUUGUAAG